Messenger RNA from Nymphaea colorata (pocket water lily), 2103 nucleotides. RefSeq names its product dehydration-responsive element-binding protein 2D-like. The record is from RefSeq and is a predicted model, not a curated record. NCBI's taxonomy places the organism in Eukaryota, Viridiplantae, Streptophyta, Magnoliopsida, Nymphaeales, Nymphaeaceae. The transcript has a single exon. Gene Ontology annotation, biological process: positive regulation of DNA-templated transcription; response to stress. Gene Ontology annotation, cellular component: nucleus. Bases 1156 to 1860 code for a protein of 234 amino acids. Gene Ontology annotation, molecular function: transcription cis-regulatory region binding; DNA-binding transcription factor activity.
CAAGGCCGAAGCAAAGACUAAGGCCAAGGGUUUUUCAGGCCUCAUCUCAACCAAUACUUGGAAAACUUAUAGGAUAUCAUGUGGAAAGUUCGCGUCUGGGGGCCUUCAUGUAUUGCUCGUCUAACCCGAUCGACACAUAUGUCAUACAAAAGAGAGGCCGAACGCAUUUAUUUUUGUUCGGGCCUGAAAAAUAUACACGCUUCAAGCCUAUCAGAUCUUACACGUAGCUGAUGCAAUCUUUAUCGUUUGAUUUAGCCCAUCGUAAAUCCUGAAAAAGGAGAAUUUGAGUCAACAAAUCAAAGAACACUAACUGAACUAUAAACUUUCCACUGUGAGUGAAAAACAAGCGGGGCAAAUACUGUGCAUGUAAAUCACGAUGUCCGAAGCUUUCGUUCAAAGGACAACACUUGAACCGUCGUACUCCUGCAAAGACUCCUGGCCAUUAGCGACAAGUAAGGAUUACUGCCUUCAAAAUUAUCAGAGAACCGUAUAGAAUGAAUCUUCUUCCUGCAUCGCACGUCACGGCCGGAAAGCAUAAUGGUGAUACUUCCCAAUAAGGACAAUCAAUUGCCUGGCCUCUCCAAAUUUCCACGCACAAUCAAAACACCAAUGUUAUUCACGAGGUGGCUCCUGGAUCUGCCACAUCCAAUCAAGACCACCUCCAGAAGCCAAGCGUCUGCAAACAAGUCUUCGCUCGUCGUCCUCACUCAUAUUAUACAGUAUACGUUCGUGCUGCAGCAGAAAGCCACGUCUCAAGGUUCAGAAGGGCCAUCCCCUACAUCGUGGGAGCAUGCCACCUCCAUUUUCUGGCACUGUCUGUACAGCACUGGAGAGAGAAAGAGAUGCAGAGCAGUUAAGCGCCUAACCGGCAACUUCAAGCCACGUAGAAACUUACAGUUAUCCAUGCAAAUCGUCCACCAGCCAUGUGUGCAAACUGUGUCACGUGGUUAGCAAUCCACCUGAACCAGUAAAACUAUUCCUUUAUAUAUCAACCGUAGUAUAACAGUAACUACUUGCCAUUAGUCAUGUCAGCUUCUUCGUCCCUUUGGAAACCUCUGCUUUCUGUGUUUGGAUGUGAUGCCCCUCUUUUGAGUAUCUUCCAAACACCAGAGGUUUAGGCAGAAAAGCACCUACCACCCACUUCACAUCUACGCCAUGGAGAAUGGAGAGGCCAAACCAGUGAAGAAAACCAACCAUAGGUGCUCAAGAAAAGGGUGUAUGAAGGGCAAAGGAGGGCCUGAAAAUGCACUUUGCCACUACAGGGGUGUGAGGCAGAGGACUUGGGGCAAGUGGGUAGCUGAGAUACGUGAGCCCAACAGAGGAUCACGCCUGUGGCUCGGCACCUUUGACACCUCCCACCAGGCUGCCUUGGCCUAUGAUGCCGCAGCCCGCAAGCUCUACGGUGAUUGUGCGGUGCUGAACCUUCCUGAGUCCUGUGUUAUCACCACAGAGCUUCCUUACCAACAGGAGAUUGCUCACAACUCCCUGUCUUCAUCACCUUCUUUGCGCCGAAGCGUUAAGCCUCGGAAUUCAGGCAAUUCACAAGGCCGCGGAGGCUGCAGUGGCUCAGAAACAACCACCACCGCUGCCAGCAACACGACCAACGGGACCAGCGCCACUUCACAGGCUAGUUUUCCUGAGUUCGCCACGGAAGCGUUUAGAGAUGACGAAGGAGAAGGUGAGCUAUGGAGCAGCAACGACGCGGUUCGGUUUUCUUUGGACGAGAUGACGGCCGGCUGGUUGUCGUGCCCUGAGAGCUUGCCAUCGAUGGAGGACCAGCAGCUUCCAACGUCCUUUGAGUGGGGAAAUGGGGAGGAGCUGAUGGGCUUUGAAUCCACGCAGUUGGGCUGGUGUACAUAGAAGGCCGCAGCUUAAUGCGUAUUUUGAGCUUGAGGAAAUGAGAAUUGUUUGCAUCUUGUGCACACGUCCUUCAGAGGAAUAUAGUUCAUACAUGCUGCCCACAUGGUGGCUGUUUCCACUCAUCCUAUAGCAGAUGUAUGUGCAUCAUCUUCUUGUAGCUACAGAACCUUACCUUCAAUAGUUUGAGAUGGGACAAACUGGUUUUCCACAAUAACCUGUCAUAGAGAGAGAGAGAGAGAGAGA